This is a messenger RNA of Talpa occidentalis (Iberian mole), 3732 nucleotides long. RefSeq names its product transcription factor EC (gene TFEC). The coding region runs from base 9 to 1484 and encodes 491 amino acids. Lineage: Eukaryota; Metazoa; Chordata; Mammalia; Eulipotyphla; Talpidae. Gene Ontology annotation, cellular component: nucleus. The transcript has 10 exons. Gene Ontology annotation, molecular function: RNA polymerase II cis-regulatory region sequence-specific DNA binding; DNA-binding transcription factor activity, RNA polymerase II-specific; protein dimerization activity. Gene Ontology annotation, biological process: regulation of transcription by RNA polymerase II. The record is from RefSeq and is a predicted model, not a curated record.
GUUAGAGGAUGACUUUGCGUCAGAAUCACCUGCAGCCAUCCAUGAUCACCAAAACAGUCGACGAGAAGGGCUUGUGGAGCCAAAUAUUUGUAUCUGUGAUACAGUUCUCUAGAGAAAAAUCACACAGUAAAGAGAUUUUUUUUAAAAAGAUAUUCAUUAAUAGUGAGAAGAAAAAUAUGUUACAAGCUUUAACUGGGCUCCAAUUUCAACUGAAAGAACAAUUAGGAGCAAAAGAGAGGGAACUUCAACUCAGCCAGGAAGCAAAGGCCCAGAAUAUACAGUUCCACAUGCAAUUUUCGUAUAUACCAAUGUUUCAGAGACUUUUUCCAGAAAGACCAGAAAUUUCAUCAAGUCAAUUGCCAUCCCUUUCCAAGGUCCCAGCACACCUGGAACAACCUGCAAGGACGCAGCUACAGAAAGUCCCAAGACAGCCAGUGAAACCCUUCAUGACCCUUGACCACCAGAUAGUCACUCAGACUCUUAAACGGUCAUACCCUCCAAGUCCUGAGUUUCUGGUACAGCACGGACACCCACCUCCAGAAAGUGAGGCUGGCCUCUCUGGGGAUGCCCUCACCAAGUUGCUAACUCGUAGAAAAGAUGAUGACAAUGCAGAGUGGCAUAUGGAGGAUGUUAUUGAGGAUAUAAUCGGUAUGGAAUCAAGUUUUAAAGAGGAAGGAACAGACUCUCCUCUGCUAAUGCAAAGAACAUUAUCUGGAAGUAUUUUGGAUGUGUAUAGUGGUGACCAGGGAAUUUCACCAGUUAAUAUGGGACUUACAAGUGCUUCUUGUCCAAGUAGUCUACCAAUGAAAAGAGAAAUUGCAGAAACAGAUACUCGAGCUUUGGCAAAAGAGAGACAAAAGAAGGACAACCACAACCUCAUUGAAAGAAGAAGAAGGUAUAAUAUUAAUUACCGAAUCAAGGAGCUUGGCACCCUUAUUCCAAAGUCUAAUGAUCCUGAUAUGCGCUGGAACAAAGGAACCAUUCUAAAAGCAUCAGUGGAGUACAUCAAGUGGCUCCAAAAAGAACAACAGAGAGCCCGGGAAUUAGAACACAGACAGAAGAGAUUAGAGCAGGCUAACAAGCGUCUUCUACUCCGGAUUCAGGAACUAGAAAUACAGGCUCGUGCUCAUGGUCUGCCAACUCUGGCUUCACUUGGCUCAGUUGAUUUAGGUGCUCAUGUCACCAAACAACAGACCCUUCUUGAGCAGAAUUCAGUGGAUUAUUGCCAGCAAUUGACUCUGUCUCAGGGGACAAGCCCUGAGCUCUGUGAUCAAGCGAUGGCCUUCUCCGAUCCUUUGUCACACUUCACAGAUUUAUCAUUUAGUGCUGCUUUGAAAGAGGAACAGAGAUUGGAUGACAUUCUACUGGAUGACACAAUAUCUCCUUUUGGAACAGAUCCUCUGCUUUCUGCCACUUCUCCUGCAGUUUCUAAAGAGAGCAGUAGGAGAAGUAGUUUCAGCUCAGAUGAUGGUGAUGAAUUAUAAAAAAUGAACAGGCUCAAUUAAUCAACAGGGAUGCAAUUCCAGGCUGGUGCUAUGCAGUUAUGGUCUGUGUUUCAUAUAUUGCUUUGACUUAAUUCUUAAAGGAAUAUAUUCAUGAACAAACUGAUUAAACAAAAACAACAGAAGAAUUCACAGGAAGAAGAAGCAUAGUGUUGAAGAAUUAUUAAGAGCUGAAAGAGAUUUUUUUUCCCUCUUUGACAGAAUCCAAAUCUACUUAAAUUUUGUUUUCCUGGAAAGAGGUACAACAUAAACAAUAGCUCUCUAUUGAUGUAUUAAAAGUAGUAAUUUCCUGAUGUGCUACUGGAAUAACAAACUGAAAAGAGUGAACCUAUGGAAAUAUAUAGAUCUUUUCUUAGUUUUUCACUUAAAUCUCCUUCUUAUUUAACUCUUACAAUUUUCAUUUUCCAGAAUCAAGAACAACAGAUCUGGUGGUUCAUUGCCUUUAUCCAGUCUGGUAGACAUGGCUAAAGUUCAAGACUUAUAAGGGAAAUUAUGAAAAGAUAGAUUAGCUGUCACUUGUAAUUUGAAAAUGAAUCUAUAAUAAAUAUCAGAAUUCAUAACAAUAAAAUCAGAAAAUUUAUAAAACUUUGGUUUCCAAAGUUAGACCCUGGUUCCUUUUCUCAGUCUAAUUACACUAAUUCUCAAAGCAUUUUUGUUUAUUUACAGAGACAUACUCUGUUUAGACAAAAAAACCCCAAAAGAUUAACAUUGCAAAUUAAGGAACACUCUGGAUAUCACCUUCAAAACUAUAGGCUAGAAUUUUAUCUCUUCACACAAACUUAUACCCAUGCACAGGCACACAUGCAGACAUUUUUUUUUUUAAUCUUUGUUUCAACCUUCUGAUUUUCUAAUCAACAUCAGAAAUUACAUCCCAAACCCUCCUUUCUUCAUCAAAAAUAAAUAUUGAAUAAUGAACUUCAGUAAAUCAAACAGGAAAAGCCCCCCAAUAAAACACUUUGUCAGACAUUAAAGUUUAUCACUGUCUCCAAAGUUGGAGAUCAAUUCAUUCAUGAUAUAAUUUUAUACCAAAUAGACAAAAUAAUGAACUGAAAAAUUAAUUAGUAAAACAGGAACUUAUAUUACAUUUAGCUUAGUGUUUGGUACAGUUCUGUUCUCAUAAGCAACUUAAGGUACCCAGUGAUUUUUGCUAGCUUUGUUACCAUUUAUUAUGCAUAUUUAUAUGUAUGAUGAUUUACUCAAAUUUUUCUCUCUUUAGUUUGUUUUAGGAUUGGGAAAUGACUUACCAAGCAUGUUGCUCUGUUCUGGAACUCUACAAGUGAUCAUCUGAUUCAUGAAUAUUCAGGGACAGAGAGUCAAAAUUGCAGUGGGUCCUAUGAAAAUGUAGAAAAGAUGAGCAAGAGAUGGUCUUACCCCUCAGUUAGUUAACAAGACUAUAUGAGAAAAAAACAAGAUAGAAGACAUAGAGAAUUAAUAUCUACAUGUAGAAUUAAAAUCUACAAAUAACAGAAGUUCAGAGAAAUAAGAUUGGAGACUCAGAAAUAUUAUAAUUUGGCUGAAAGGGAAGGAAGAUAGGGGAAUGAUAUCAACUAAAUGAUAAAAGUGAGAGUAAGUUGGGGAUUUGUCCUCAUUUGACAUUCAUUAGAAAGAUCUAGCUAUCCUAGAAGAUGCUAGUUAAGAUUUCUGGAAAAUAAUAUUGGCAACAGGCUAUGGAAGCUCUUCAAAGCUACUGAGAAAUAUGUAGAAUUAUAACUUUUUAUUAGGCAAAAUAAGCCUAAAAUUUUAAAUAUGACUGAGAUACAAUCGUUUGGUUAUAUUAACUUUAGGGGGCCUUUUUAAAAAGGAUUUACUUAUUCAUACAAGAACUGAGGUAGAGGCCAGAGGUGUGGGGGCGGUGAGAGGAUUCACCAGAGACAGAGCAGGGAGCAGGACAGGCAGACUAACUGAAAUACACUGCUGAGGGGAGUAGGGGGUGAGUCAGGAGAGGUCUGCUGCUCCAUGUGGGCAGCCCCCUGGCCAGGGAUCGAACCCAUGCUACAGUGGCCGCAAACAGCCCCAUAGGCUUCGUCCUAACCCCUUCCACCACCAGGGAGGCCCUUUAGGGGGCAUUUUUGAAAAGACAUUUUAGGUAAUGCUCAUAUGGAAAUUGUCAUCAUGAAAUCUUCUAAUAUAUUGAUAAAAAUAGGCAAAUGUUAAACACUAAUGAUACUCAUCUCAGGCUUAGUCCAAAGCUUUAGCUCAGAGUUUGGAGAAUCAAAGUAUGUUUCAUUGU